AUGGAUAUAUUCCAACUUGCCUCACGAAAUAAUGAUAAAAAAUCCAUGAAAACGUUUUUAAACCAAUACCUAAAUGGAUCAAAAUCAGAUAUGGAGACGGUUCCUAACGAACUUUCAAGUCUUUUACACAAUUCUCCUAAUGUUUACAUACCAACACUAAACACCCUUGUAUCUUACAUCCGUAAAAUGUCUUCACUGAAACCUCAUUAUCUUAAUUUUGUCUCGCCAUUGAUUAUGAUUGUCAUAAAGCAGAAUUUGCAAUAUCAUUCCGAUAUUCAUGACUUUAGAGAACUUCUCUCUAGUUGUGUCGAACUCAUAUGGCUGACUAAACAGAAUAAAGACAAGUCUCAUGUUAUCCAGACAAUAGAACACGUAUUAAGCACAAUCAUAGAAAUAAAUGGUGUCCUAGGAGUUCUAAUAUCAGAAUUAUCUAGUUGCCGCUUUCUCAAACGAGUUUUAUUCAAUUAUAAUAUGAUAGACAGGAUCAAGAAUGAUAAAUUACUUAGAAUGGUGGAUGUGAUUAUAUCACUUAUAGAAAAAUGUCCUGAACAUAUUGAAGAAAUGCCUAAAUUAUCAGAGAGCAAAGCUUACUCAUCUUUGAUAGAAUCUUUGAGUGACUGCCAAAAUGCAAAACGUCGUACUUUUUUGGCCACUAAUAAUAAUAUAUUACCACCUGUGCUAUACGAAAUGGAUAGGCUCAAUAGUAGGGAAAGAUUUACAACCAGCAAUUUUUUUACAAAUUUCAAUAAUUCGAUAUCUUUGUCUGCUGAAGACGAACAACUUCUUAAGCAGUUUGGGAUAGAGAUUCCUCAGAGGAUAUCAGAUCUGCGCCAAACCCUGAGAACUCUUGAACAACGGAAGAUAGAAUCAUUUCGAGAUUUAAUCAGGUCUCUACCAUGUCCCAGGUGUCAUCGUAAUGCACUUAUUGAUUUUUGUCCUAACAAAUACUCUUCACUUCUUGGUGAAGAGUUUGAAGAAAUUGAAGGGGCAUCCAAUGCGCCUGAAUGUCUUUUUCGCCUUCCAUUCGAAUUUGAUGAUAAUGAUAAGCUUGGGCCAUGGGACAUACUUCUUAGUGAAGACGCUAUAAAAGACAUUCAACAAUUAGAAUCUCUUGUGAUUGAUGCAGUCAUGAAAAGACUCCAACAGAUAUCUUAUGGAAGGUGGGACAAAUACAGAUUUCAAUGCAUAACGCAACAUCAUAAUAUUCCUAUCUACGUUGUGGAAGUCCCUGGUAAUAAAAAUAAUUUGAAAAUGCUUUGGCAAGUCGACUGUGGAUUUUCCAUACGUAAAUAUUCAAUUACACAGCUUAUAAAGGUAUGGGCCGUUGCCGAAAAAAUUGACGAAACAUUAAAGAACCUCCUAAUGGCUCAUAAGGUUUAUACCGUUGAGCACAGUAAUAUGUGUACAGCUAGACAAAUUAGCCAAGGUAUUAAUUUACCUAUAAUUUUUGACGUCGAGGAGGUAACAAAGUCUUCUGAUAUUGGGCUGUGUUACGAUGAAAGGCAAAUAGAAAUUCAUAAAAUGCUUGUUACAAAUAAGUUUACACCCAUAUCUAAGAAAUUUUUCCAGUCGCUUAACAAUGGUGGUUUGGACUUUACGUUUCAAGUAUCUAAGAUUGAGUACGAAUUUAUAAAUCAUCCUACGUCAGCCAUCGUCAUCGGCCGAUCCGGGACAGGAAAAACUACAAGUAUCGUGCUUAGGUUAAUAGCUUCAUACCUGGCUAAUCAGCAAAAAAGACAAAUAUUUAUUACUGUGAGUAAAAAUUUGUGCCACAAAGUAAAGGAAUAUUUUAAUCGGAUUAAGGAAUCAGUGAUGCUUGUUAAUGAAAAAUCCAAGACACGAUCAUCUCGUAGCAUGACUAAUAGAAAAACGAGUUAUAUGAAACAAGAUCAAGAUGACAUUCCUACUUCAUUUCGCCAGUUGACGGAUGAUUGUUUUCCUUUGUUCAUUACCUACGACCAAUUUUCACAAAUGCUCCUGGAAACUUAUAAAAUUGAUAUCCGGAAAUUAAUUAAGCAACAAAAAUUCAACACAGACAAUGAUGAAUAUGACGAUGAAGACGAGUUCUGCUCUUCAUCCAUUAUCUAUAACGAAGUUGAAUCAUUGAGAUAUUUUGUGGACUAUCAGGUUUUUACUACAAAGUAUUGGCCUCGUUUGAGUGAUCAGUAUAGACAAAAGUUGGAUUGUGAGUUGGUUUACUCCGAGUUUUCUGUUAUAAAGGGCAUUCAUCCUGAAGUAGACUACUUAUCAAAGGAAGAUUAUAUUGCAAUUAGCACUAAGAAAUAUCCAACGUUCUGUCAUGAUCGUGAAAAAAUUUAUGAACUUUUUCAGCAGUAUGAGAAAUUGAAAUCGCGAAAUGGUGAUUAUGACUCAAUAGAUAGAACACAAGCUAUCUGUCAUUUUGCCAAAAAACACGCGCUUGGUUGUCCGCAUAUUCAUGAAGUAUACAUAGAUGAAUGUCAAGACAAUCAAAUUGUUGAUAUCGCGCUUAUAAUGAAACUCUUCGAUAGUGCGAAUGGCUUUUUUUUUGCUGGAGAUGUAGCACAAUGCAUUGCACGAGGAUCUUCUUUCCGAUUCCAAGACCUACGUUCCUUAAUGUACUUUUGGGAACUUCAACGGCCUCUGACAAAUUAUAAUCUGCGUGGAACCAGAAAACCUAAACAGUUCGAGUUGAAUAUUAACUAUCGUUCCCAUAAUGGAAUCCUUCAACUCGCCUCGUCAGUAAUUGAUCUCAUCUGGCACUUUUUCCCUGAUUCGAUUGAUAAAUUAUCAUGCGAGCGUAGUGAGGUUGGCGGCCCAAAACCUGUUGUUUUUAGCGAGGUUCCGGCCGAAGAAUUAUUAAAUAGAUUUUCUGUGGAUAAAGAGAAAAAGCAUACAACAAAUCAUAUUGAAUUUGGAGCAAAGCAGAUGAUUAUAGUACGUGACGAAAAAACUAAACAGAAUGUGGUGGAUCUAAUUGGGGAUGCUGGAAUGGUGGAAACAGUGUUUGAUUGUAAAGGAAUGGAAUAUAACGAUGUGCUGUUAUAUAAUUUCUUUACUGAUUCACCAGCACAUAAAAAGUGGAGAGUUAUUCACUCCAUUUUAGAAAACAAUGAAAAAGGAACUCCUGCUUUCUCUCACGAAAAGUAUUGUAUUCUUUCCUCUGAACUCAAACAACUAUAUGUUUCAGUGACCAGGGCUCGGCAGCGUAUCAUCAUAUUCGAUGAAAAUGUCGAGUAUAGCGAUCCAAUCUGUGCAUAUUGGGAGCAAAAAAAACUGAUUAGAAUAAGCAAAAAUGCGGAUGAAAUUGUCAACUUUGCUAAGGAAAGUAGCGUUGAGGAAUGGAAACAACAAGGUGAAGAAUUUUUUGAAAAAGAGAAAUACAACAAGAAAAGUGGUGAUAAAGAACUUCUUGAUAUAGCAAAUGCAUAUCGUCUUAAACAGAUCGCCAGAACCUCCGUAAGCUGUUCAGAUAAUGCCACCAUAAAGGAAAAUUUCAUUAAUGCAGCUCGGGCUUUCAAUCAGUGCUCAAAUCCCAUUCAGGAAGCUUCAUGUUAUGAGGGUUGUGGCAUGUAUAAUGAAGCUAGCGAUAUUUAUAUUAAACAGAAAAAAUACGAACUUGCAGCACGUAGCUAUCUUAAAGCCAAGAUCUGGCAGAAGGCGGGUAAGUGUUUUGAAGAGGCAAAUAAAUACACAGAUGCUGUUCUCGCCUAUAAAGAUGGUGAACUUUAUGAUACUGUAAUUAGUUUGUUGGAAAGAAAAAAGCUAGAAAUUGACCGUAAGAUAUUUGACAAAAUUGUCCAUAUUUUAUACUUUAAUUACCGCCAAAAAGAGAACGAAGUUAUGAGCGAAAGUAUCCUUUCCAUUCUUGAAACUCAGGAUGAGCGAAAUAAUCUCAUGUUGGCAUAUGUUCCAGAAGAAAUUAAGGAGGCCGAAGAACUGUGUUUAUGCGGAGAAUUCGAAAAAGCUGCUAAUAUGUUCAUCCAAACGGUAAAAGACUAUGAUACUUUAACCAAAUCAUUGCAAUGCCUUUUGCAACCAUGCAGAACAUAUGCACUCAAUGCGAUAAUAGAUAUAAACUUUAAAAGAUUCAUUAAUAAGGCAGAUAUUGUUGUCGAAGAAGCAACAUUACAACCAGGCACAUUGAGAAAAAUGGAGAAUUUGAUAAAAGAACUCCAACUAUACAAAGCUUAUUUAAAUAAUGACCUUGAUCAAAUAUAUGAAUGUAUUGAAUUUUUUAAGAAUUGUGGAGAUUUCAUCGCCGAGUUUCGCGCAAUCAAUAUCUGGCUGAAACUCACACAAACAGGUAGCCACGUCAAAUAUUGGUUGGAACAUCUAAGGAGGAUAUGCGAAAUGGCAAUUCCUUUUAUGUCUAUCUAUGACAAUGAAGAGAAAACAGACGAUUUCGAAAAACUUUUAAAUCAACGACAGCCAAACAGGCCUAACCAUUCUUUCGCUCGUAUUAUAGAAAAAAUGAAUGAAAAAAAAGAGGGAAAAAUUACAAAUUAUCGAAAAGACUAUGAGAAAAUUCACAAGGAUUUCGAAAAAAUUUUUGUUGUAAACACUACGAAGAAUAGUUUGAAUAACCGACAAAUUUCCUUUAACAAUCCUCUUACUCGUAUUAUAAAUGAAAUGAAUGUGAAAAAAGAGAAGGUAAUUGAUGGAUAUUGGCAAAUUAAAAAGAAUAUUAUUUACCGUGCUAUCACAAAAUUUCUUUCUUCAUAUAUUAAAGAGCUCAUUUUGAGGGCCAACAUGGAUAGCAGGAGGGUUUCGGAUAUAGCUUUUAAAAUAUGUAGUGAGUUUUCAUCCUCUGGUAAAUGUCAAAUAAAGGAUUGUCAAGAACAUCACGUGAAAUCAGCUCCGUUAAUUUUAUCCAAUCGUCUGAAACUUGCUUCUCUUCAGUACACGAUAUUUCAUCAAUUAUACGAGACAAAAAAAGAGUUUGAAAAGUUUAAAGUUUUUCAAAGAUUUUUUGAUGAGUUUAAAGAGUUUAAUAAUUUGCAAAGAUUUUGGGCGGAAAAUUUGUUUAGAAAUCAUUUUUGCUAUCAGUACCAGCGCCAAAAGAUAACUGAUGUAGUGAUUUCCGAUAUUAUUGACGAUGUUUCUAAUGGAUUCAUCGAUCUUAUUAAUGUAAACGACUUUGAAAUCAUAUUUAAAUACCUAUUAAUUUCUAUGCAGUUUCGAAGGACAAGAUUGUUAGAGAAGUUCCGUGAUAAAGUUACAAAAAUUAAAUGUAAUUCUGGAGUAAUUGUGGAGAAAAUCACAAAAAUAAUACACGAUUCUAAAACUAUUGAAGAGAAGGUUAAAUGUGUUUUCGAAGCGAUUCAAGAAAAAGUUUCUGAAAUUAAAUGCAAUUCUGAAUUUAUUAGUGAGAAAGUCUCACAAAUAAAAUGCAAUUAUGAGAAGGCCGGGGCGAAAGUCCCAAAAUCCUCUGAAAUGUUUGGAGAAAAAAUCCUAGAAAGCCAACGAUAUUCUGAUGCAGUUGGGAAAAAAGUCAACGAAAUUAAAUGCAAUUCUAGAGAGAUUGUAAAGAAAGUUUUAGAGAUUAAAUGCAAUUCUGAAAAGAUUAGUGAAAGAAUCUCGGAAGAAAAACUUUUAUCAUUCAUCUUGCCACUAUAUUAUGAAAAUAAGAAAUUCCAUGAUAAAGUCACAAAAAUUAAACUCAAUUCUGAAGCGGUCAAGGAGGAAGUUACAAAUUUUGAAUGCAAUUCUGAAGUGAUUGGAGAGCAAGUUCUAAAAAUUCAACGCAAUUCUGAAUCGAUUGGGGCUAAAAUAAAUUCCGAAAAAGUCACAGAAAUCAAAUGCAAUUCUGAAAUGGUAGAAGAGAUAGGGAAGAAAGUCUUAGAAUUCCAAUAUAAUUCUGAAGCAAUUGAGAUAAAAAUCAAAGAAAUCAAAUGUAACUCUGAAGAAAUUAAGGAGAAAUUCUCUGAAAUUAAACGUAAUUCUGAAGCGAUUGGGACGAAACUUCUAUCAUUUAUUAUGUCAUUAUAUUCCGAAAACACUAUUACCUUCAACAACAUAUUAGAGUUUAUCAAUUAUACGUUAAAAAAUGUUAAAUCGGUUAAAUUGAAUUCUUUAGACGCAUUCGACGAUCUUAUGUCUCUCAUGGAGUUCACCACAACCCUUAUUAUUGUGAUUAGAUCAAUACAUUCCGAUUUUUGCCUUCCCAAAAGUUAUCUAUUUAACUGCUAUAAACUCUUCAACAUUAAUCGUCUUUCAAGUAAAUCUUAUGAGUUCAAUAUAGAAGACUUAGAAGCAAUGUUAAAUCAAAUUGAACAGUUUCUCAACUUGAUUUCUACAAGUCAACAUUACUCAACAAUUGUUCAUAGAUUGAUACGAAACCUUGCCCUUAUCGGCUUGAACGAAAAUAUAUUGAUGUCAAAGAUCUUAAAUCUUUUAAAGCAUUUGCCAGGGGAAUCCUACUCUGCUCAGUGUAAGAAAUACCUUUUCGUGAGUCGUAAAGAAGAUCUCGUUAAUAUUUUAAACGACGACUUCAAUAAGACUGGAAGUGAUUUCCUGGUUAUCUCCUAUUUAAACGAUAGAAUUAUACAUGAGGGCAGACCUAGUUUAAAAUGCUUGGAAUUUAACAAGAUACAAGGAAACAGUCAUUGUGUGGUUAAAAAAUGA
Messenger RNA from Scutellospora calospora, 6606 nucleotides. NCBI's taxonomy places the organism in Eukaryota, Fungi, Glomeromycota, Glomeromycetes, Diversisporales, Gigasporaceae. The record is from the annotation of a GenBank genome assembly.